CUCUCUUGCUUCCCUUUCUCUUGCCUCUCUUUUGCCCUCGCUUUGGCUCUCUCUUCCCUCUCUUCCUCGCUUUCCUCUCCCUCUCUCUCUCAUCCUGGCCCUCCCCCUGGCCCACUAUAUAAACCCUCUCUCGACCUUCUUCGCAGCCCUCCUCAUCAUCUUCCUCCCUUCUCUUGAUCAUCCUGUGAUCCUCCUCUUCACCUUCCCCACCUCCUCUCAACACCUCUCUUCACCUUGAUCUGCAGCCACUCUCUCGCCCUCGCAACGCCUCGCAUCCCCUGCCACCUCCACCCCCCACGGGCCUUCAACACCUCCACUCAACCAUCUACCCGAUCUCUCUUACUCCGAGAUUCACAAGCAUCCCUUUUCUCUCCAAUUCCUCUCCUAUCUCUCUUUCCACGCCUUCCCGCAUAUCUCGCUCUUCCCCUCGUUUCCUUGAAGCACUCACCCGUGAUCUUCAACGCUCGUCAACUACCGCAAGAAUGGAGUCCCCUCCGGACAAGGAGGCUCAGCCUCCUCAACCCGAGGGCGCAGCCAAGGGCGCAAGCGCCGAGCCUGUCCAGGAGGCAGAGAUUCUUGAUGUCAGCAUGAAAUUGGCUGACUCCAUUAGAGACAGGAGGCAACGCUCCGGGGCUAAAGGCGCGUUUGCGAUGGGCCGGUUAGGUCUCAGAAAUGAUCAGCUGACCCAAGCUGAACGUCCUGUGUCGGAUGUGGAUGCGCUGCCGACUGGACCGGCAGUUGUGCCCCUUCCUAGUGAGGAGGAUCAUUUGUUUGUUCCUGAUAAGGAAACCCAGCCGGUGGAUCUUUCGGCGACUGCGGAGACAGGCUUUGGGAACCUCACCUUUGACGAGUUCUUCAAAUCGCUUGAUGGCGCAAUAAAAGACGGGGAUGCAGAUGCCACUACCUCUCAAAUUCAAGGCGAAAGAGAGGAAAAUACAGAACCACACCUCAGUGGCACCGAUGCUCAAGAUUCCCCCAGUUCUUCAUCGGUUAGGAUCGUAGCGUCUUCUUCAUCUUCGUCAUCAGUUCACAAUGAGUCCUCUUCAUUGAAUCUUGAAAAUGACACAGAAGAACAGGGAUCCCAGGACGAGUGGCCCGAAGAAGAAAUCGAGGCCAUGGCUCAGGCCGAAUUAUCCAAGGCGAAGUUCGAGGACAUUGAGCGAUGGUUCGAAAGCCUUGAGAACCCGUCUAUCAAGGAUAUCGUUCUAUAUAAAGCAGCAAAACAGAUAGAGAAUGCCCGGUUGAGAAGAGUUUCCAUCCGAAAAGCACUCGGAGAUCAGGAUGAUACUGCCAUCUUAGAUCAAUUAGACAAAGACCCGGGACAACCCUCCACUUCUGGAAAGAUGCCGACCAAGGAUGAGGCUGGGCCAUCCAAUGGGCGUACACAGACGACACGUCGAACGAAAGCGAGACCCAACCGAGUUUCGGCUGACGAGAAGCAGAAAAGCAUGGACAUUGGUCUUCAAAUUGUUCUCAAAGAUGCGGCCAAGAAAGAGGACAAGAAAAGUGGCGUCAAACGCAAAAGAGGUGCUUCUGGCGGUGAUGGAUACCAAUGUCCCAGGAAGAAGUCGAAGAAGAAGGGAAUGAGUGAUAAGGAAUACUUGGCGCAUCUCCUCUGCCCGAGCGUUGUUGGAGAUGCCCAUGGCAGUGCCGCGUUGCGGGAGAUUCCUCAUUUGGUAAAGUUUGAUAAGGAAAAAGCGCUCACAGACAUAGUCGCGAGUAUUCCUGCCGCAGACAAGAAAGAAGCCCGGUCUGACAAGCGAAAGGUGCUCGAGGCAACCAGGAAAUUUUCCUAUGGGGUGAAAAGCGACGGGAAGCUUGGUUGGAAAAUCAAGGGGCUGAAAACGAGCUUAUACCACUUUCAGCUUAUAGGGGCAGCUUGGAUGCGUGACCGAGAAAAUGCAACUCACCCUCCACAUGGUGGCCUUUUCUGUGAUAUUAUGGGAUUUGGGAAGACAAUCCAAUCUCUUGCGAAUAUACUGGACGGGAAGCCUACUGAACCUGAGGAUCCGGUGAAGACCACUCUCAUCGUGGUGCCGUCGCAUUUGGUCACCCAUUGGAAGGACCAGAUCAUCAAACAUUGCGAGGAACAAGAACUAGGCGACGUACUCGUGUACAAGUCUAGUUCGAGACUGGAGACUCUUGAUCCAGUCAAAAGUCUGGAGAAGUACGAUAUUAUAAUAACUACGUAUGAGGAAGUGAGAAGGUCUUAUCCGCGUUGUGGAUUUCCAGCAGAGGUAUUUGAUAGGCAGAAGAUUAUCGACUGGUGGGAAACGAGAUUUGACGAAGAAGCCGGGCCUUUACAUCAGAUCAAAUUCUUGAGAAUUAUACUCGACGAAGGGCAUCUCAUAAAAAAUCACCUUUCAUCAGUGUCCAUCGCUGUCCGUGGUCUUACAGGCCGAUUUAAAUGGGUGCUGAGUGGCACCCCAAUACACAAUUAUUUGGAGGAAUUUUAUCCUCAUUUUCUUUUCCUCGGUGUACCUUGCCUAGGCGAUUUUGAUUAUUUUACCCAAACCUUCUGCAAAGAUGAGAAUGCACAUGGACGCCUGGUGAACUUGCUACGAUCUUUCCUCUUUCGUCGAACGCAUCAGAGUCGACUUUUUUCGCUUCCUGUUAUCAAGCUCCCUGAUGUCAAGGAACGCAUCGUGAGAGUGGACUUCUGUGAAGUAGAACAAGAGAUCUACAAUGCAAUCGAGGAGGUAUACAUUGAGAACAUCAAUCGUAAGGCACAUGUUGAACAGCCCAAACUUGAUCAAUACCGAUGUUUUCUCGCAAUGAUUCUGCACCUGCGCAUGUUUUGCAGCCAUUUGCUCACUACUCAGGUUAUUGUGAAAAGACUGUUAUCGGAUGGACAUCUGAUGACAGUACUAGUGAGGCUUGCGAAGAGGGCUGUAAACCAAGAGCAUCCCUCAUUCAAGAUUGUCAGAUGGCUUAUAUCAGUACGCAUGAACACCACGGUACUGACGAGUGAAGAUUCCAACAAAGCCCCGAGUCUUUACACGGAGGCUCUUCAUGGCGACAGGGCAAAAUUGACAGAAAGCUAUUACAAAUUCAUGUGUGAUCUUCAUGAAGACGGGCAAUGGGAUGAGCGGCUUGAAAGAGCCAGUUGCCCCAAAUGCAAUUUUGUCCCGGUGAAUGCUGUGAUCACAUCUUGCCAGCAUAUGUAUUGCGAGGAAUGCUAUUAUAGCCUACUGGAUGAUGACAUGACUUCUGCAGAUGGAAAGCCAAUCUGUGUCCAUUGUUCAAAUGUCAUCGAGGAAGCAGCUUACGAAGCUUUGAAAGAAAUCGAGCUUGACCCGCCAGAGAAGGAGGAACCACAACAGAAGAAGACGAAAAAGCAGCUGCAGCGGAAAAAGAAAGCAACAAAGAAGAUGCCGCGAGGUAAAUAUUAUCACGUUGCCAUGCCCGGACCAGCAGAUGAAGAGGACGACAAGCCGGAUGCCGAUGAGGAGACAGAUUGGAUCCCGGUUUGCGCUGAACACAUGCCUAGUGCUAAGUUGACAAAAACCUGCGAAAUCAUCAGCGAGUGGCUGGCAGGAGAUCCGUCAGUCAAGGUGGUCGUUUUUACGCAGUUCCUGGACUGUGUGCGGAUUCUGAGCAUCAUGUAUCAAGCGCAGGGGUGGGAAUGUAGAUGCUUGACAGGAAAAAUGCGCAUGGCGGCCCGUGAAGAGAGCAUGGAAGAAUUUCGCGCCAAGGAUGGCAACGUGAAGGUGCUGAUAGCGAGUCUCAGGGCCGGCGGCAUAGGGCUGGACUUGUCUGCGGCCAACAAAUGCAUUCUCGUCGACUUGUGGUGGAACGAAGCCAUUCAGGAACAGGCAUUCUGCCGUUUAUUCCGAAUCGGUCAGGAAAGCAAGGUCGAGUUCGUUAAGAUCCUGGUCAACAACACCAUCGACGAGAACUUGCAUGAGCUCCAAACGAAGAAGACCGCGGAAAUCACGGGCACCAUCGGCGAGGACGUUCUCAAGGGCCGAGAGACAAUCGAGAAUCUGCUCGAGAUGUUCGCAUACGUCGAGACGGACAACAGAGGCGCUUGGCAUCUGACCCCGAAGACCAGGGGCAGUGAGAACGGCAAGAAGGGAUUUGGAUAUCGCAGCACCUUCCCGGGUUUCUUUUGAGAUGUGUCUACAGAAAGGGAGAUUCGACUUUGGACUUUGCUUUUUGGUCUAGUUGGGAUCGGUAUCUACUGACCAACACCAUCAUCACUCGUUACUCUUGAAGAUUUUUCCCGGGAGAUUUCGUUUAGCACUUGGAUUUGGAUUUUGUGCUUACUGCCAACUUGCCAAUAUCAUUGAUGCAUAUUGACUUUUGAGAUUUUUGAAGAUUUUCAGCAAGUGCUGCUUGUAUCCCUCUCUCGGUGUCACACACAAACUUUGUCUUCGUCGUCUAUGGAAUGUCGAAGACAACACUGGAGUGAGUGACACGGGAUGGAAUAUUGGGAGGAUUCGCGAGGACCGGGAUGGCAAAUAAUCGCCAGCAUGCUUCAUCCGUUAUGGAAUUUACUGC
Molecule: messenger RNA, 4503 nt
Organism: Aspergillus heteromorphus CBS 117.55
Lineage: Eukaryota; Fungi; Ascomycota; Eurotiomycetes; Eurotiales; Aspergillaceae
Product: putative SNF2 family helicase
Exons: 14
Coding region: 483-4115 (1210 amino acids)
Molecular function (GO): ATP binding; ATP-dependent chromatin remodeler activity
Source: RefSeq, a predicted model, not a curated record